Molecule: messenger RNA, 2163 nt
Organism: Phytophthora nicotianae INRA-310
Lineage: Eukaryota; Oomycota; Peronosporomycetes; Peronosporales; Peronosporaceae
Exons: 1
Biological process (GO): transmembrane transport
Cellular component (GO): membrane
Molecular function (GO): transmembrane transporter activity
Source: RefSeq, a predicted model, not a curated record
AACUCGUUCAUUUCUCAAUUGGACCUCCAGCGCUCGCAUCGACAAGAACCUCGAGACCAUCAUGGGAGUCACCAGUGCUCCCCUCAAGUCGCCCAUGGGGUCACCAGCAGUGCCCUACGAGCCCGUGCAGACCAUGUGGGAGGCUCGACCACGCAAAUACAAGAGCGUCCUGUUUCAAGUCUGUUCCUUCAUCCUCAUGAUGGAGCUAGCCGAGCGUCUCAGUUACUAUGGUAUCAACCAAGGUCUCAAGAACUUCAUGCAGAAAAUCGGAUGGAGUCUCGUGUCUGCCAGUGCCUUGAAGAGUACCUGGACGUCCAUUUGCUACCUGACUCCGCUGUUCGGUGCUUACCUGGCCGAUGAACGAUGGGGUCGCUUCCGUACGAUCCUGACAUUCGGUAUCUGGUACUGCAUCGGUGACUUCCUCGUGGCUAUUGCAGCCUACCCGACGGUCAUGACGAAUUCUGCUGUUGUGAACCCGAUCUUCAUCAUCGGUUUGUUUGUCGGCAUCGGCAUCGGUACUGGUGCUAUCAAGUCGAACGUGAUCACGCUCGGUGCUGACCAAUUCGACCCGCACGACCCGAGCGAGGUACAACAGAAGGAGACGUACUUCUCGUACUUUUACUUCUGUAUCAACGUGGGAUCUGGUGUGUCGUACGGCUAUCUGUCUGUUCUGUGCGUUGAUGGUUCGGCUCAGAUUCCCGCUGAAUACGGAUACUUCGCGACAUACAUGAUUUGUGCCUGUGUCAUGGCACUUGCUGUCGUCGUGCUGUGCAUCGGCUACCCUCGCUACGUGUUCCAACCUCCCAAUGAUCGUUCCAUCUCGAUGAUGUGCCAACUUGGCUGGGCCAACGCUCACCAGACCCGCAAUGGCUUCAUCCUCGUUUCGGCCACUUUCUGCUUCCUGGCUGCGUUGGUUGUCAACGUCAUUUCGGCUUUCACCGUCGACAAGGGGGACGUUGGCAACAUCAUGUCGUACAUAGCUGCCGUGCUGGUUCUUGCCGGUAUUGUAGGCUGGGUGUACGCCGGUCAGGACCAAUCCUUCCUGGAUGUGUCUAAGAGCAGCAUGGGCGGCACUUUCGACGACGAGCGUGUCGAGGGGUACAAGAAACUGGUGCGGGUGCUCCCGUACGCCGCCUUCACGAUCAUCUGGAACUGCGCGUACGACCAGACGGAUGCCAACUUCCAGUCCAUCACACAGCAGUGCGACCUGCGUCUCGACAGGAGCGACCCGGACAGCAAACAGAUCCCUGGUGCCAUGCUCGGAGUGUUUGAUCCGAUUGUCAUUGUCAUCUGCAUUCCCAUUCUAGACUCGAUCGUGUACCCGCUGUACACCAAGAGGGUUGGCAAGUCUCCUUCUCAGUUCGGCAAGUCUGCUAUUGGCCUCAUCAUCGCCAUCAUCGGUAUCUUCUGGGCUGGUAUUUUCGAGGUGAUCCGUCGUAACGCCGGCGCCCUCGAAGACGCGAAUGGAGACCCAAUUCUUGAUGGUGGAAGCUCGGAGCCCAUGAACGACAUUUCGUGGGCCGCUGCUAUUCCCAACUACGUCUUCAUCGGUCUGGCCGAGUGUCUGAUCAACGUUACCGCCUACGAUCUCGUGUACUCGAGCGUGCCGCUGUCGUUGAAGUCGAUGGCUCAGGCCGUCAUCCUGUUCAUGAGCUCCAUGGGCUCUAUCCUGACUUCAGUCUUCACUAUCAUGUUCUCCAAGUCGCUCCCGUCCGACAACCUGAACGAGGACCACCUCGAGAACAUGUUUUUCACGGUGGGUGCCGUCAGUGUUAUCAACUUCGUCUUCUUCGUGAUCAUUAUGAAGAAGAUGAACAUGGGUAUGUCGUCGUCUCCUGAGCUCGACCAUCUCGGCAAUGAGGUCCAAAACCUUAUGGACGAGAAACUCUCCGUGAACUCCCGCCACAGUGUCGCCGUCACCAAGUAAGAAUGCAUGCAGUUGUUGUUUUACUACAGAAGGAUGAGGCAGAUCCACAAUUAUCAAACGCAGAUUUGUAUUCGUUGAAAGUUUUGUGCGUGUAUAUUUUUUGCCGUUGUUAGUUAUGAUCUUAAAAGAAAUUUAUGGGUGCCUCGACGAGCAGUUGGCCGCCAAAGUGACCGCCAACUUGGCGGUCACUUUUCGGAUAAAACUUAGUUGUUAUUUGUUUUAAGAAAAUAAGCUGA